Plectropomus leopardus (leopard coralgrouper) is the source of this 1920-nucleotide messenger RNA. RefSeq names its product NFKB inhibitor interacting Ras-like 2 (gene nkiras2). Gene Ontology annotation, molecular function: GTPase activity; GTPase activating protein binding; GTP binding. Gene Ontology annotation, biological process: Ral protein signal transduction; negative regulation of canonical NF-kappaB signal transduction. NCBI's taxonomy places the organism in Eukaryota, Metazoa, Chordata, Actinopteri, Perciformes, Serranidae. The record is from RefSeq and is a predicted model, not a curated record.
GCCACAUACUGCAGUCGUUACGUACACUGUAAACAGGAAGUAGUCCGAUAGGGAAGAGGAGCAGUUUGCUUACAAAUUUUCUGACCUAAGAGUGAGUCAUGGGCAAAAGCUGUAAGGUAGUUGUGUGUGGUCAGGCUGCAGUUGGCAAAACUGCUGUACUGGAACAACUUCUUUAUGCCAAUCAUGUUGCAGGUUCAGAGCCAAUGGAGACCCUGGAGGAUAUCUACAUCGGCUCGAUAGAAACCGACCGUGGCACACGAGAGCAGGUGCGCUUCUAUGACACCCGCGGGCUCCGGGAUGGGAUGGAGUUUCCUCGACAUUACUAUACUUUUGCAGAUGGUUUCGUACUCGUCUACAGCAUUGACAGUAAAGAGUCCUUCAAGCGGAUGGAGGCCCUCAAGAAGGACAUCGACCGUCACAGAGACAAGAAAGAGGUGACCAUUGUCGUGCUGGGUAACAAGCUGGACAGGCAGGAUGAAAGGAGAGUCGACUCUAACAUGGCCCAGAACUGGGCGAAGAACGAGAAAGUGCGUCUGUGGGAGGUGUCGGUGGUGGACCGUCGCACACUGAUCGAACCCUUUGUGUACCUGGCCAGCAAAAUGACGCAGCCACAGAGCAAGUCCACUUUCCCUCUCAGUCGCAAUAAGAACAGGGGCAGUGGUUCUACAGACAGCUGAAUGAUCAGACACUGUUGUCAUGUUCACAAGAGAGGAAAAAGGGAACUUAGUUUUGCUAAAAACUAUUUUGAUAUUAUGAAGGAUUGAGGUAAGAGUUCAUUUGGAGAAUGUGGUGAACCAUGACAAGAAAAGGCAGAAUGAUUGUAUAUGAAUAUUUAUAUAUACAGUGAGUACUGUUGAUGAUGGUAUAGCCUCCAUGAUUGAUUUUCUGGUUAAAUACUUCAAUUGUAAAUGAGUGAAAUGUUGAUCUUUUACCAGCAAUUGAAGAAUGCAAAGUGGUUUUUUUUUUGUCAUUCCUAUUUUAUUGCUUUGGAUUUUGGUUGUUCAUCCACAUUCUGUAUUAUUACCGCUGCUGACAUCAGCAAUCAUGUUUGGACUUAAACAAUGUAGUUCUUUAACUAUUGACAAUCAACAAUUUGAUCUCAGUUUAUACUUAAAUUGUCCUGUGAUUAUCACAUGGUGCUCACUGUACAUAUAAAUUAGGACCAGGCACACAAAUACAAUGGCUACUAUUUUAUUUACAUGUAUACUACAUGUACACACAGGCUGAAUCAGAGAUUGCAGCACCCAUGUUACCCAAUUAUUGCAUCACACAAAUGCUGAAUUUCACGUUCUGUAAAAGAUUUGAUAGGUGAAGGUAUUUUAUUGAUACAUUAUUGAUGAUGUACAGUAACUGUUUGUUGAUCUGGAGAUUUGUUACACUAUAUUUGUUCUUUGCUGAGAUGAGCUGUUUGAUGUUAUACAGUGAAUAAUGGACAUUCCUUACCACAUAAUGCCUUCUGUACAGGCUUUAGAAAUGUAUAUAUGAGAUAAAUGAUGUUGAGGAGAAAGGCGGUUUCUGCAGGCUCAGGUGCUACUUUUUUUCUGGUUGUGAUACAUAAAGACAUGAAACACUACAGUAACAUGGUGUGGCAUGAACAACAUCAUGUAAUCAGUUAUAGUCACUGUGGAAUCUGAAGCUGGUAUGUUUUUAUGAAGCUGUAAAAUAAAACUCUGAAGUAUUCAUUAGCUGACCAUCAAACUGUCUCUUCAGGGUGCAUCAUGAGUCAAAAUAUGAGCAGCUUUGAAUGUUUGAUUAACACGGGGAAAAUUGUUUAUAUUGUCUCUGUUCAUGUGUUUGUGUCUCAGCCUUCCACACUAUGUAACAUACAUGCAUACAUGCUCGUAUGUAUUAAUAUCCAUAAAAUGUGUUCACUUGAUAUUUGUUUGCAUGUUUUGUAAACAAAUUAAAUGUUUUUUUUGU